AUGGCUGAAUUAUUAAAAAUCAUGUGGACAAUACCUGUUAACGUAUGUGGUUGUGAACGAAGUUUUUCAGCGUUACGAAGAAUAAAAACAUACAUUAGAAAUACAACUGGACAAGAACGAUUAACAUGUUUAGCAUUAAUAAAUAUAGAACAAGAUUAUGAAAUUGAUAUUGAUGCUAUACUUGGCUUCGACGAUACAAAAUUAUUCAAUUCUACAUCAAGCAAUAAAAUAAAAUGUAAUGAACAGUGA
Molecule: messenger RNA, 249 nt
Organism: Rotaria sordida
Lineage: Eukaryota; Metazoa; Rotifera; Eurotatoria; Philodinida; Philodinidae
Source: the annotation of a GenBank genome assembly